This is a messenger RNA of Ostreobium quekettii, 768 nucleotides long. The record is from the annotation of a GenBank genome assembly. Lineage: Eukaryota; Viridiplantae; Chlorophyta; Ulvophyceae; Bryopsidales; Ostreobiaceae.
AUGGCGUCCGCGUUGACCUCCCCCAAAGCCGCCUCCAGGCAGGCGCCGUUCAUUGGGACCCAGGUGCCCUGCGCCGUGCCAGCGGUGUGCGUCUCUCGGGCGUCGCGCCAGGUGGUGAGGGCCGCGUCUGACAGGCCAAUAUGGCUUCCAGGGGCUGAACGGCCAGACUAUCUGGACGGAUCGCUCCCUGGCGACUUCGGGUAUGACCCCCUGGGGCUGGGCAAGGACCCAGAGGCUCUGAAAUGGUAUGCACAGGCAGAGCUUGUGCAUGCUCGGUUCGCCAUGCUCGGAGUGGCUGGCAUGUUGCUGCCAAAUCUUGUAGCGGAAUUGGGAAUCAAGUGGCCCGGAGCUGGCGUCAAGUGGUAUGAUGCUGGAGCAUUCGACGGCUACUUUGGCUCCGCAGCUCUGAUUUAUGCGCUGCAGAUUAUCUUGAUGGGUUGGGCCGAGAUGAGGAGGUACCAGGACUAUGUGAAGCCUGGGUCAGUGAAUCAGGACCCUAUCUUCACCUCCAACAGUCUCCCCUCUGACAACACCCCAGGGUACCCAGGUGGCAUCUUCGACCCCUUUGGCUGGUCCAAGGGUGACCUCGACAAUCUGAAGCUGAAGGAGAUCAAGAAUGGGCGGUUGGCUAUGUUCGCCAGCUUGGGGUUCUAUGCACAGGCUUGGAAGACUGGUGACGGCCCAUUGGAGAACUGGACUGCGCAUUUGGCUGACCCUUGGACUAACAACGUGUGGAAUGCGGAUGUUGCCAAGCUUUUGGGGCAGUGA